UGGUUGGAGUACCAUCGAUACGCAGGAGUGACUCGGUUCUACUGGUACGAUGAGGCAAGGAGCACAGAAGAGGACCAGGACGUGGUGCUCGCCCCGUACAUUGAUGCCGGCCUAGUGGUAUACCACCGCGUGCGCGAGCUGCCGUUUGUGGGCGGAAAUUUCACGGAUUACCUGGAGAGAAUGUUCCGGUGCAAGCAGGGGGCUGCUUACAACCACUGGGUGCAGCACUAUGCAUCGGAGGUGCACUGGGGUUUUCACACCGAUAUCGACGAGUAUUUCUUUUCCCCGGCCGGCACGCCGCCCGGCUUUCUUCGUCACUACCUGCAGACACUGCCAAAAACAACAAUACAGGUCUUGAUUCAGAACGUCUUUUUCCUUGGGGAUCCGAUCGGUCCCGACACGGAUACCUUACUAGAGCGCUACACCCUCCGCAUGCCCAACUCCUCCCAGCGGCACCGCACUAAACCCAUUGCAUGGCUGCCCCUCGCCGUUCACCUUAUGGACGACUGUAUCAACCCCCACGAGUGGCCUAUGAUGGAGAAUGGGCCGCCGCCAUUGGUCGAUACGGGGGUGAUGAGGUUGAAUCACUACUGGGGGGACCGCGCCGGGGUGAUUUCGGACAAUACUCCGGUUUACACGAUGGAUGUUACGAUGAUGGACGAGUAUGGGGACGGGCUCGUGAAGGAUGAUUCGGCCAAGCCCAUGGGAGUGUGGCUGCGGCAGCGCAUGCAGGUGGCAUGGGCGGUCAUUUCAGCCCAGGCGGUUCACAAGGAGAGGAAGCGGCUCAGGAAACGUGUGGCUGAGGUGAAGACACGUGUCAGGCAGCUAGUGGCUCUCGUGCCCUGGUUGUUGAAGGGGAGAGGAGGCGAGGGAGUGAGGAGAGGACGAGGAGGAGAGGGAGGUGGAAGAGGAGGGGGGAUGAAGGGAGGAGAGGAAGGAGAGGGAGGGAAGGAGAGGGAGGAAGCAAGAAAGAUGGAGGGUGGGGUGAGCAUGGAGGGGUGCUGA
Closterium sp. Naga37s-1 is the source of this 1005-nucleotide messenger RNA. The record is from the annotation of a GenBank genome assembly. Lineage: Eukaryota; Viridiplantae; Streptophyta; Zygnematophyceae; Desmidiales; Closteriaceae.